CUCCUCGCCGCCGGCAGCCGCCUCGGUCUUACCGGAGCGGACACGAAGGAAGAAGAGUCCUCUCCGCGGCGAGGGCCCCGAUGAACAUACUCGAGAGGAUACGCGGGAGCGGCGGCGAUAAGACGGCCGCGCUGGAGAUGCCCCGGAAGCUGGAGUCUUGGGUGGAGAUUUCCGAGUCCGUCUCGCGGCUCUGCACCUUCGACGCCGGCAACGGGGGCGGUGGCGGCGGCAUAUCUGUAAAAGUUAUCCAGGAUAACAGACUGGUACAUGAUAAGUUGGUUGAUUCUUUCUUGAACAAAUUCUUUCCGUCAGGCUAUCCAUACAGUGUAAACGAGGGCUACCUAACAUAUACCAAAUUCCGAGCACUCCAGCAUUUUUCUAGUGCUAUGCUGCAUGUGUUAUCAACCCAGUCUUUGUUAUUUGCUGCAGGUCUACGACCUACCCCUGCGCAAGCAACUGCCGUAAGUUGGAUUCUAAAAGAUGGAAUGCAGCACGCAGGAAAGCUCAUCUGUAGUGGCAUGGGGGCAAGAAUGGAUUCAGAGCCGAAGAGUUGGAGGAUAUUUGCUGAUGUUCUCUAUGAUUUUGGUACUGCCUUGGACUUCAUUUCACCAUUGUGUCCACAACUUUUUCUUGAAGUAGCAGGCUUGGGAAAUUUCGCAAAGGGAAUGGCUGUUGUUGCGGCUAGAGCGACAAGGCUACCAAUAUAUUCGUCUUUUGCCAAAGAAGGUAACCUUAGCGACUUGUUUGCUAAAGGGGAGGCCAUUUCGACACUUUUCAAUGUUAUGGGCAUAGGAGCUGGCAUUGGUCUAUCAUCUACUGUUUGUUCAACAACUCAAGGGAAGCUAAUUGUCGGCCCAUUGCUUUCUGCUGUACAUAUAUGGGGAGUAGUGCAAGAGAUGAGGGCCACUCCUAUAAACACACUUAACCCACAAAGAACAGCAAUGGUGGUGGCUGAUUUUAUCAAGAGUGGAAAGGUUUCAAGCCCAGCUGAGCUAAGAUACAGAGAAGACCUCCUGUUCCCAAAUCGGCUAAUAGAAGAAGCGGGAAGCGUGAAAGUCGGGCAACCACUUCGCAGGGUUCUGAGCCCAGGACGCGUGGAACAGCUGAGAGCUUCUUUCCCUGAGGAGAAGUUUUUGCUCAGCCCAAAGGGCGACAAGACCUACAUGGUCCUGGAGCAGAGUGCGACCGGGGAGGACGCGCUCCGGGGAUGGCUGGUCGCUGGCUUCGCUUCGGAGAUGGAGAGAUCAGGCGCUGGAUCGCGCGAUGCUGUCCUGAACGAUGCCUAUCAGAAGAUGGAGAGCGUGUUCCCCCUGUUCGUGUCGGAGGUUAAGAGCAGGGGCUGGUACACGGGCCAGUUCUUGGAUGGAAAUCACAGCCGAAUCGCGUACGCGAAAUCCGAGUAGCCGCUGCCCGUGCUGGGGGAGAGCACAAUCCUACCUAGAGUUUUCAGAGUUGGGGAAGAUCAGUUUUGUUUCACUACACACGUACGUUUGUUUGUUUGUUUAACAUUUUUUGGCUCAUCAUAGCGUCCACCAUUGUGGCCUACCGUUCAGUGCAGUGUAGUAGUAUUAUGUAUCGCGGAAAUUUGGUGAAUGUUCAGUCGAGAUGCUGCCGUGGCGGGA
This is a messenger RNA of Lolium rigidum, 1622 nucleotides long. RefSeq names its product protein root UVB sensitive 2, chloroplastic-like. Gene Ontology annotation, biological process: auxin polar transport; response to UV-B. Bases 81 to 1403 code for a protein of 440 amino acids. Gene Ontology annotation, cellular component: chloroplast envelope. The record is from RefSeq and is a predicted model, not a curated record. Lineage: Eukaryota; Viridiplantae; Streptophyta; Magnoliopsida; Poales; Poaceae. The transcript has 10 exons.